AUGGACCCAAACUCACACCUGAAUCAGAUGGCUCGUACUGUUUAUCCGUGUGCCGCUUGCAAGUUUCAGCGAAGAAAAUGUGGAGAUAAAUGCGUGCUUGCUCCUUAUUUUCCACCAAGCGAUCCUGACAAAUUCUUAGUUGUACACAAAUUAUUCAGAACAAGAAAUAUUGUUAAAAUCCUUCAGAUCGAAAUUACAACACAGAUUUUAUUUCAACAUCAUUUAUUUUUUGUGAAGGAUAUUCCGGCUGAGAAGAGAGAAGAUGCUGUAACGAGCCUGGUAUAUGAAGCAGGUACGAGAGUGAAUGAUCCAAUCUACGGUUGCACUGGCGCCAUUUGUCGAUUGCAGAAGCAAGUAUUAAAGAUUCAAUCAGAAUUGGCAGCCAGUAAAGUAGAGCUCCUCAAUACACAGAAUAAUCUUGCGUCUCUUGUCACUAGCUUUUGUAAUGCUGGUCGAGCAAAAACUACAUUGGGUGUAGUACAUCAGAGUGAUCCACAUAAUAAGGAUGAUCUGAAAGUUUUGCAAGACAUUGAGGAACCCUUUGGAUUAUGGGCGCCACUGUGA
Cryptomeria japonica (Japanese cedar) is the source of this 564-nucleotide messenger RNA. RefSeq names its product LOB domain-containing protein 11-like. The coding region runs from base 1 to 564 and encodes 187 amino acids. The transcript has 3 exons. The record is from RefSeq and is a predicted model, not a curated record. Lineage: Eukaryota; Viridiplantae; Streptophyta; Pinopsida; Cupressales; Cupressaceae.